GUGCUUCCCAAUUGGCACUUCAGAGGGAGGCUUUGGAGAUGAUUCAUCUGGAAAUCUGAUAUAUCUCUCUUACUUGGUUACUUAAAAAGUGAAUUCUUAAACUCAAGAGUGAACGGUUAGUGGAGGCGGCAGAGUGGUUAGUGGAGGUGCAGGACUCCCCUGUCCUGCCCUCCGUGCCCCUCCCCAGAACUAGGAUUAAUCCCAUACUCCCUUGUGAUGAGGAGUGAGGGACAGCCGUCUCCUGGGGAGGAGAAAAAGACUUGCCUUCCUAUGUGUGCCUGGUGACUUAAGGGCAUAACUUGUACAAGCACACAUCUAGUUCAACUCUUUGUUUUCCUGGGUUUGGACUCCCCAGAUGUGGCACAUUAGAACCUCCCAUUUCUCCACUCUUCUCGGUCAAAUUCUGACUCACAGAUUUGAGGCAAGAGAGAACUGUGAUGGAGGAGGAGGAGGUGCAGGGCGUGUGGGCGUGAAUGGGCAAGGUGGGGAAGAGCAGGUGGAGAGAUGGCAAGACCAGCGGCCUUAAGUUGGAGGGGCAGAAAGACCCCUGCCUCACGCCAGUGCACCCUUGGCCACCGGUUUGCAAUAGUCUCAAUUUUCCCAUUCAGGAGCCCCAGGGAUUGGCCUGGGCAGACCCUCAGAGCAUUUUUCCAGGGCAUAUCACUCUGGGUGAGAGGGCCUGCCUCAGGAGCUGCCUCCCUUUCUUUCAGCAGACCCUCCUGUCCCCCUUUGCUGGCGAUGGCCUCUCGAAUGCAGAUGGCUGCGCUCACUUGCUUGAGUCUCCUGCUUCUCUGGAGCCAGGUGCCAGGGGCCCAGGGCCAAAAAUUCCAAUUUGGGCCCUGCCAAGUGAAGGGAGUUCUUCCCCAGAAACUGUGGGAAGCCUUCUGGGCUGUGAAGGACACUAUGCAGGCUCAAGAUAACAUCACGAGUGUCCGGCUGCUGCGGCAGGAAGUUCUGCAGAAUGUCUCGGCUGCUGAGAGCUGUUACCUUGUCCACACCCUGCUGGAGUUCUACUUGAAAACUGUUUUCAAAAACUACCACGAUAGAACAGUUGAAGUUAGGACUCUGAAGUCAUUCUCCACUCUGGCCAACAACUUCGUUCUCAUCGUGUCACAACUGCAACCCAGCCAGGAAAAUGAGAUGUUUGCCAUCAGAGACAGUGCACACAGGCGGUUUCUGCUAUUCCGGAGAGCAUUUAAACAGUUGGACAUGGAAGCAGCUCUGACCAAAGCCCUUGGGGAAGUGGAUGUUCUUCUGACCUGGAUGCAGAAAUUCUACAAGUUCUGAAUGUCUAGACCAGGACUCCAUUCCACCUCCACCAGACCAUUCCCUGUGUCAUUUCAAACAGACUCCCUUCCUAUGCUGUUCACUGGACACUUGACACCCUUGGCCAUGGGUCCCAUUUUUGGCCCAGGAAUAUUAUCAAAGAAGUCAUUCUUUAAGCAGCCCCAGCGAGAGUCAGGGAAGGUGCCUCUGGAUGCUGUGGAGUCUACAGAGAAGAUUCCUGUAUUUAUUACAACGCUAUUUAAUUAAUGUCAGUAUUUCAACUGAUGUUCUAUUUAUUUGUGAGACUAUAAGUUCCAUGAAGACAGCAGAAUAUUGUGCCCCAUGCUCCUCCUUUACCCCUCACAAUCCUUGCCACAGUGUGGGGCAGUGGAGGGGUGCUCACUAAGUACUUAAUAAACUGUGGUUUUAAUUUUUUUUGCCUGUCUUUGGAUUAUUGAAAAACAGAGGGGUGCUGGGAUGUAAAACUGAACUUUAGAGAAUGGAAAUCACACUGUCUUCUGAUAUCUGCAGGGACAGAGCAUUGGUGGGCAUGGGGGUGUGGGGAAGAGACAUCAGUUUGAAAAGUAAAUGAUAAAAGAUAAAACGUGGAUUAAAGUGCCCAGCACAAAGCAGAUGCUAACAUUUCAUUUUCCACCCACACUCAACAGCUUACCCCAUCAUCCCUUUUCCUUGGUGCCUUUUUUUUUUUUUAUCCUAGUCAUUCUUCCCUAAUCUGCCACUUGAGUGUCAAGCUGACCUGCUGAUGAUGACAUUGCACCUGGAUGUACUGUCCAAUCUGUGAUGACACUCCCUGCUGAUAAAAGGCAACACAACUCAAA
Molecule: messenger RNA, 2105 nt
Organism: Cebus imitator (Panamanian white-faced capuchin)
Lineage: Eukaryota; Metazoa; Chordata; Mammalia; Primates; Cebidae
Gene: IL24
Product: interleukin 24
Exons: 5
Coding region: 505-1287 (260 amino acids)
Source: RefSeq, a predicted model, not a curated record